Molecule: messenger RNA, 1996 nt
Organism: Astyanax mexicanus (Mexican tetra)
Lineage: Eukaryota; Metazoa; Chordata; Actinopteri; Characiformes; Acestrorhamphidae
Exons: 2
Coding region: 247-849 (200 amino acids)
Source: RefSeq, a predicted model, not a curated record
GCCCUCCUCCAAUAUUGUGGGUUUUUUGGAGUGAAAAUGGCUGCCCUACAGAUUUAAUCCUCAGCGCUACAGGAGCGGAAAUUUCCCCGCCGGACCUCCAGAACCGCGACCCGCUGCCCAGAACCGGUCCCCGGGCCGCCGGGACGGCCUUCCCCCGCGCUGAGGAGAGCUGUGGAGCGGUUUGAGGGAUGGGAGAUGUGUCUGUUUCACAGUUAACCCUUCACAGCCCCACAUCCAGAUGAGAAAAUGAUGCAUCAGGUAGCCGGCAACAGUAACGACUACGGCUUGGGCGGCCUAGCCGAAGAUGGCCAGCACCCGAGCAGUCAUUUCGAGUUGUGCACCUCGCAGUCCAGCAAGUUCUACCCAUCCGCUCCACCUCCACCUCUGCAGCUGCCGCUUCCCAACCUGCCACCCCUGCCUCAGAGCAUGAUCAAGCCUAUGUCCUGCCAGAUGCAGGACACCCAGAACGAUUUUCACCCCCAGCCUGUUCGGAUGAGAGCUGUGGAAGCUCCAGAGGGAUCCAAGAAAAAGAAAGGACUUGGCAAGUCCGGGAGACGGGGUAGGCCCGCAGGCACCACCAAAUCAGCGGGGUAUCGGACGAGCACCGGCCGACCCCCAGGCACCACUAGGGCGGCUGGGUUCAAAACCAGCCCCGGGAGGCCUUUGGGUACCACUAAAGCUGCCGGCUACAAGGUCAGCCCUGGCAGGCCUCCGGGAAGUAUCAAAACGCUGGCAAAGCUCAACAAACUGGACUAUAGUGCCUGCAAUGGAGCGCCGUUCCCUUACUCCCUCAUGCAGAAGCGAGGCCUGUGUGAGACCACAGGCAAAGAGAAGAACGCUGGCGAAUGAGGGCUUUUCUAUUUAUUCACGAGGAUGGGAGGGUGCAUGUCCGAAACUGUUGUGAAUCGGCGUCCACAACAAGGCUUGCAGAGACUCUUGAGAGGCAGGGGAAAGGGGGGGGGGACAAACAAACAAACAAACAAACAAACAAAAAUUAUAAUAUUUGAAUUUUGAUACCUAGGCUUAACACUUAGUAUGUGUUACAUUGUUAUGAUCAUUUUGUGUAUCUAUAUCCAAAGAGCAUUAUCACUCUAUCUCAGUCUUAAAGGAGCAAUAAGUAGAUUUUUUUCGUGAUUAAAAAUAACACAUAACAAGUAACAAAUGUUCAGAAAAGUGAAACGUACUUGAUGUUAGUACUGUAUGUGUGAACUGUAAUAUAUAGCAAUUAAAGGUGCGGCGGACCUUUAUUUUCUACUUGCCUUUCCUAGUGUCAAGGAGUCAAAAGUAGUAUGAUUGAAAGAUGGAUCCCUAGCAUAAAAUACUGCUUAUUGCUCCUUUAAACCUUAUAUUAACCUGCUGUACAUAUGUGCAUGAUGGUAGUCUUGUGAAAUAAAAAACACAGUAUCGAAACUGAUAUUAUAUUAGAAUUUUUGGCCGAGUAGUCUUUAAUCGAGUGAACGUUUAAGGAGAGAAAAAUGCUUUUUGUGUUUGUUUUUAAUCUUUGUUACUUCACUUUUGAUAAUGUGACUGCUAGGAACAAGGUCUUUUGCUGUUCUGUAGCACAUCUGAUUUUCUCAUUCUGAUUUUAAAAUGCUUAACCACAGGCACAAUUAUACCUAUUCCUUUUUCUCUGCUGUGUAUGUUAAUGUGCUAUGCUUGUAUUGCCCUUGGUAUGAUCUCACUUUUAUUUGUAUUUAUGGAAAAUGUGGUGCUCUUUUAUGACAUAGUGAGUAACUUUGAAUAAUCUCAUUUUAUUUGGGGGGUAUAGCAUCAGUGUAAUGCUUUGACACCAAUUUUGUAACUGUACUGUGAGUCCAUAGCUUAGUGUAACCCAUAGUGUUCUGCUUUUCACAAGGAUUGUGAAAAAAUAUGUUGACCACAAUCUGCAACGCCGGGUUGGUUCAGUUUUUGUUUUCGACUAAUGGACAAAUUAGUGUUGUGUAAGCAAAUACAUUCAGUCUGAUACAAAAAAAUAAAUAAAUAAAUAAACAAACAA